AUGCCGCCUUCACUCGAUAACGACAGCAUCAAUACUCCGAGCAGUAGCCCCCAAUCCCAACCCGGUAGGUUGACUCAGAGGGGAUCGGCAGCCGCAGGUCACAUAUCCACGAGGAACAGGAAGAAGAAUGGGACGGCGAAGGAUACUGGCGGUAAUGGCGUAUUGGCAGCGGUGAACAAAAAUGCUGCAAAGAUGUCUACCAGGAACGCGAAGUCAUCAGCAGCAACUCCUACUGAGUCACCGGAGAGCGAGCCGCAAGACUCUCCUCCAAAUGGCAAUCCAGUCACGUCCCCUUUGUUGGAUGCCCUCUCAUCGGCCACCAUAGCCCGGUCCUCGACGCACAACACCAAUGAGUGGGCAGAUAAUGUCCCUGCGUAUUCAAGCUCUCCCAACAACCUUAUAAGUCUAGGAGACUCUCCUCCGAUUUUGCCCUCUUCCUAUGAGGAACGGGUUACUGGAUCUGACUGGCCGACAAGAGAGCAAAGGACGGUGGCAAACGCCCAUCUCGCCUCAGCCUCUCCGCCGGCAAAUCGACGUCGGCCCCUGAGCUACCAAAUGGAUGGAGCUUCUGGUCAAGUUCCCGAUGACCACCGCUCUCAAGUAUCGUCAUACGCUGCUCGGCGAAGCUCGAUGUAUGCCCAACAUCCUAGAUACGCCCAACACCCUCCGCUUCCCCAUCAGGCCCAAGCUCAUUUCUAUGGAGCUCCUGAUGCCAAUCUCUUGCUGUCGCCACCCGGGCCUGGCCUUGUUCCUGGGGAGAACGGGUGUUAUUGUGGCUUUGAUAGCCUGCCUGUCUCUCAAGAUGCCUCGAGAUCAGCCGAGAAGGUCAUCCUGACAGGAUAUGAGGGGGGGAUUAACAUCCAUACAGUCACCAAAAGAGGCCUCAAGAAAAGUGCAAGUCUUGAAGGACUUCGGGGUGGGGUAUAUAAUGCGAAGAUCUUGCCAUGGAACAUCUUAGGGAGAGCUUCUCAGCAUUUCCCAUUGAUUGCCGUUGUAAUACAUGGGCCGGCUUUGACAUCAGGUGGCUCACCCAGUGGCUCGGAAGCCGGACCCUCACCCGAUGGAAUCUCUACGACCCAUAAUGGGAGUGUUCGAGGUUCACCGAGGGCCUCUGGCCCACCAGCUCAUGAUAAUGGAACUGUUGAAUUCUAUCAGACCACCGUGGAGGUUUAUUCACUAGGCACUAAGCAACACGUGGCUACGUUGUUGUCAAUUUCCAAAACACAGAUCUCUAUUCCGACUACUAGCCCGCUGUUCAAGCCUCCUCCGCCAGCCGGGGCCUUGACCAUUCACGCAGAUGAAGGCAACGUUGUUCUUGCGUCCGGAACUACGGGAGAGACUUGGAUCUUCCGCCAGAAGGUGUCUGCGCGAGGCACACCCGGCGAGUUUAAGUGCAUUGGUAAAGUCUGGACUGCGGUGCAACAUGGAGUCUCCGUCGAAACCCCAGGACUUAGCGGACUCGCAGAUGGUGAUUGGUACUCUACAGAAUCUAUGGAGCAAAAGCAGUACAAGGCGUCAAUUUUAUCAUUGAGGGGGCGGUGGCUGGCUUAUUGCCCUUCUGCUCCGUCCUCCCAAGUUUCCCUACGCGCCACUGUUCCAGGCAUAUCCUCCAUGAAAAUUCCUGGGCUCGCUGCACAAGCACCACCGCAAUUGCCCUCGAUAAACUGCACGGUUGAGACUCCUGAAGGAGAAAGUAUGGUGAAGCAAAUCAUGCAAGCCGGCACGCAGGCGCUGAUUGAAGGAACCACGUAUAUUGGGAAGCAGCUCGGAAAACAAGGAGCUCAAGCUUGGAACAACUAUUGGAAUAAGCCUCCUUCAAGCCAAGCAGCAACUGGCGGUAUGGCAUAUCAUACCCAGCCAAAUGCGGCGCAUCAGUUUCCCCCUACCCACGGCGUUCCAACUCAAGCACCUGCGGUUGCAAAGGAUCCAGGCUUGGUGUCGAUAUUGGACCUCGAGUCGCUGGCUCAGCACAACUCAUUUUCAAACCCACCUCAUCCCCUAUCCACGUUCAAGAUCCCUCACGGAUGCAGCUUUUUGUCCUUUGCUCCCAGUGGUCUAGCCCUGUUUACAGCUAGUAGCAAAGGAGAUAUACAAUGCGUCUGGGAUCUCAUGCGGGUGCAUUUUGCGAAGUCGUCAUUUCUGAAGGCAGGCUCCCAAGGAUCGGAAAGUAGAGGUCCUCAUGUAAGACAAAUUGCACAAUUUUCACGAAUGACUAUCGCUAGAAUUGUGGAUGUCGCAUGGAGCUCACCUCAUGGCGAGCGUGCUGCAAUGGUCACGGAACCUGGAACGGUCCACAUCCUUGACCUACCAGCAAGUGCCUUCACUUGGCCACCUCCCCGCCGGAGGAUUACUUCUACAAAAUCUGAAGAGUCUACUGGCGAUAUUGCCGGUACAGGACUUACGCCUGCUGGUGUAGCUACCAACGCAGUUAAUUCUCUCUGGACUGUUGCUCGGCCUCUGGUAAGCCGUCGCCGUCGAAGCAGUUCGGGUAUAUCGGCAAAAACCAUGACUGCUCAAGCGGGACAUGGGACUCAGAUAUUGGCUGCCGGAAUCAGUCGAUCUGUAGGUGCUGCUACUGGAAGGAUGAAUGAGAUGCGCAAAUCCGGGAAUACCAAGUUGCACCUCCCACGCAGCGUAACCAUCCCCAGCAAAUCAUGUGUUCUGCUAUUGAACCGAAGGCGGAGCGAUUCCAUUAUCGUGGUAGGUGGAGGUGUUGUUAGGUUCUAUACUAUUAAGAACCGGAGAGCAGAUCGCCCUGCAGACAAGCAAAAAGCAUCUCGAGGAGCUAAAUACGUCGAGUUUCGACUUCCUUCUCUGCCAGAUUUCAAGGUCGCACCGGGCCCUAUACGGGACUUAGACCAAGUCAGCGAUCUUGGAGGCACCGGUGGAGAUGUUGAGGAUCAUCGAUGGAAUCUCAGGAAAUCACCACCACAGGCAGUACGUCAGCAUGGAACUGAGCCAUCCAUCCCGCAGGCCGAGAUUGAGUCUACUGCUCCAUAUCAGCCAUUCCAUUCUGAUCGGCGAGUUAGCUUGCAUGUAUACUCCUCUGUGGAGGCAUCCGUUUUCACUUCGUCUGCUUCUGGUCUUCUUUCACCGUCAACAAACAUGAAUAAGUCAGCAUCAGCGCCAGUUAGAGGGGGUAGAACGCCUUGGGCCUUUGGUGGCGCUAUCAAAACCACAAAACUUGACGUUGGGCCUGUACAUGUUGCGGAUGAUGACCUAGAUGUUCCCGUCGAUCAUCGUGCUCUCCCAACCUCAGCAAUCGAAAGGAUCUGGAUGGUAAAGGACCACAAUAAGGAAAUGGAGCAGAUCGUGGUUACCACCAGACGGCGUAAAGGCAUCUCCCGGUCCGGCACCGAAGCUACUGAUGCAGAUGAGGAGGGGUUUUUCGAAGAUGACUGCGAAGUCCUUGAUUUUGCGAGCCAAAGAGUGUGA
Messenger RNA from Venustampulla echinocandica, 3435 nucleotides. RefSeq lists its product as uncharacterized. The coding region runs from base 1 to 3435 and encodes 1144 amino acids. NCBI's taxonomy places the organism in Eukaryota, Fungi, Ascomycota, Leotiomycetes, Helotiales, Pleuroascaceae. Gene Ontology annotation, biological process: response to starvation; autophagy. The transcript is spliced from 2 exons. Gene Ontology annotation, molecular function: protein binding. Gene Ontology annotation, cellular component: cytoplasm. The record is from RefSeq and is a predicted model, not a curated record.